UCUGACAACAGGGGUCUGUAUGCAAGCAACAUCGGAGCGCCAGCGAGUAGGCAAAGAAUCCUCUCGGUUUCGACCGCAUGUGUAGUAUAGAUUUUAUUAGCACAUGUAGUUGGCCGCGUGUGUUCAGUAUCAAUCUCAAAUCUCUAUUUUCGGAGUAAAUUGGUUCGUUAAUGUGAAUUAUACAGUGAACGUUUUCGUCAGUCGUUUGUGACUUCGCUGUUUACCGAAUACUCUACCAAAAAUAUACCGUCACUUCAAGGAUGUGGAAUUCUGUAUGUGAAAUAACCACGAUGACAACAAUAAUGGCGACGGAGCAAUGUCUACUUCGGAUAGUAUGCAGCGCCUUCCGGAGGCCCAACAGCAAGAUAUGCAGAAUUUAUACGGACAUCACAUGCCCAUAGAGGUGCGACAGGCACUUAGUGAAUGGAUUGGUAAACAUGACUGGUUGCGUCUUAAUCCCGAUAGCAGCCCGGAUCUGGCUAACUACAUGUUGGCACUUACAGAGCAAUUCUUCAGCGAGCUCGAGGAUAGAGCAAACAAGACUGCAGACUUUGGGACCCGCGUCAAAUUAGUGGAUACUCACCGCUUUCUCAAACAACAUUACAACAUCGACCCAUUGUACCCUAUACGCGCACUGCGUACAUGUAUUCUUGGUGAGCAGAAAAUUAUCGCUCAGUAUGAGCCUCCUCCUUCAGGCGGACAGCAGCAGGGUUUGUCACAUAUGGCAGGCAACGCAGACCCUUCGCUUACUAUUCGUCGCGAUCUCGACGAGUGUCAACGAAACGUACAAGCCAUGGACGACAAAAUCAGGGUGAAACAUCAAGAAGUAGAGACUUUUGUCAUCCGGUAUCAGGAACUACAGAAGCGCAGCGCUCUCGUACAGCAAAUGCAAGCGACAGGCCAGACAACAGAUUUACAUUGUGCCCAACAAGAAGUGGCACAAUUUGAGGCAAUGAUAAAGAGCAAUGCGAGAGAGUUACAGCAGGCGUGGUUGGACUCUAUUGAUAGAUUAAAAGGGAGUGUCCAAUGCUUGACAACCCUUGAGCACCAGAUUGUUGACAUUGAGCUUGGCAAUUGGCAGCGAGCUCAACAACGGGCAGGAAAUGGAGAGCCAUUCCAAAAUAGAUUAGAUCAGAUCCAAGAGUGGUGCGAAAUUCUCGCUGAGCUCAUUUGGAAGCACUUGCAGCAGGUGCAAAGGUUUGAAGUUUUGAUAAAUACAAUGGAGAAGAUUACGGUGAGCCCGUCGGGGCCAGCCCUGUGUGACAGUCUCACGCAGCUUUUUGGCCGGAUAAAGCUUCUUCUCUCUGCGCUCGUGUGUGGAACGUUCGUGAUUGAGAAACAGCCGCCACAGGUAAUGAAGACCAACACGCGUUUUUCGGCCACCGUCCGGCUGCUCGUAGGCGGUAAACUUAAUGUGCACAUGUCGCCGCCACAAGUCAAGGUUUCGAUCAUCAGCGAAGCGCAGGCCGUUGUGUUUGCUCGCAAUGAAGCUUAUCCCUCAAAUGAAGUCUCUGGGGAAAUCCUAAAUAAUAUCGGAGCGAUGGAAUAUCAUCAGGCUACCAACCAGCUUUCGGUAUCGUUUCGAAACAUGUCACUCAAGAAGAUCAAACGAGCAGAAAAGAAAGGAACUGAGAGUGUUAUGGAUGAAAAAUUUUGUUUGCUAUUUCAGUCAAUCGUCAAAGUGCCUGAAAUGACGUUUGCUGUACAGGCACAAUCGUUGCCAGUUGUUGUGAUCGUUCACGGAAACCAGGAACCCCAUGCGUGGGCGACCGUUACAUGGGACAAUGCGUUCUCUAAACCGCAACGUCUACCAUUUGUUGUUCCUGAAUGCGUUUCCUGGAGGGAUAUGGCGCACGUCUUAUCGACAAAGUUUCACUCGGCUACUGGUAGAGGUCUUUCUGAAAGUAACUUACACUUUCUGGCGACAAAGGCUUUCCGCAAUCCAACUUUAAACCGCGAUACUCAGGACAUGAUGCUUAGCUGGGGGCAGUUCUGCAAAGAUCAGCUCCCUGAACGCACGUUCACGUUCUGGGAAUGGUUCUAUGCUAUCAUGAAGGUGACAAGAGAGCAUUUGCGCCUCCUUUGGAAUGAUGGAGUUGUAAUGGGCUUCGUUAGCCGACGUGAAGCUGAAGAAAUGCUUCUAACUAAACAUAAUGGUACAUUCCUUCUACGCUUCUCCGACUCAGAAUUAGGCGGCAUCUCGAUAGCGUGGGUAGCCGAAACUGAAGCAGGCGGAAAAAACAUUUUGAUGGUGCAACCUUUUACGGCUAGAGAUCUAAAUAUCAGCAGUCUGGCAGAUCGAGUCUCUGAUCUACAUAAUAUACUGUAUCUGUACCCGGAAAUUCCGAAAGAAACGGCCUUUGGUAGAUAUUACUCGCCGGCUGUAGCGACGCCACAUACGAAAAAUGACAAUGGUUAUAUCCCGCCAAGGCUAGUCACGCAGAUCCCGCUGCCAUUCCAGCAGCAUUCGUCGUUAGAUUCAAAUCCACCUACUCCUCAAUCUUUUUACGGUCACUCCGAGCCUCAGAACGUAUACGCUGGAGGAUCACACGAUAAUGGAUACGGAGAUCCUAAUUCAAUGCUUUACGCUCUUUCCAAUGUUCAAAAUUCCGGCCAGUCAUUGAAACGACUUCGAGACGAUGAUUAUCGCGAUAUCUAAGAUGAAACAUCUGGAAGAAAUAAAGUCCAGGCCGCCAUUGAAGUUCAGGCCGCCUUUUACAGCCCGAUAAGCUCAAUAGCGAAGUCCACAUUGCCUUCAAGCUUUGAGCUCAACGAAAAGCAAGCAAUGCUAAUAUUGAUAACAUAAUUACAGAAACAUAGACGCAGCCAUGAGAAAAGCAACAACAGCCAAGAGUACAACCGAAACAUUAGCGUCAGAACAGUUAUAUAAUUAGAGUACAAAGACAUAAAGGUGUAGUGUGGAAAAAGCACUGCCGUUUAUAGACAAAUGCAAGCAAAACAGGAUCAAGUUCUGAUCCAAUUGUUUUCCGGGUAGGCCCCGAUUCAAACGAUCAUUAGAGGUCAGCCUCAACCAAGGUCACAGUACUACAAAAAAGAUUUCCUUAGCUGCUAGAACAAUUAUAAUCGUGCGUUCUGUUGACAUUUUGUAAUUAAUCGAUAAAAGCAGCUUUAGCAAUGCUAAGCAACGUUAACGUUUUUGCAGUAUUGCUACACAUGAUGGCAGAAAUGUACUGAAACAGGGUGAAGCUGUAGUUAUGAAAAUCGGUUUCGUGUCAUGCUAAAAACAACACUCCCUUAUACGGGUAGCGCAAAUCGACAAGCAACAGCUUUACUUAACAGGUUCUAAAUAAUGGCUCACCCUUUCAACAGAGUGAUUUAUUCUUGAAUAGUUCGAAUCAUCUAUUUUUGUAUAUAUAUACUUUGUGUACAUAAAGACUGUGCUAUUAUAGGUCAAUAAUAAAAACUUGUGUAUUAGCACAUCUAUAUUGAAUAACAUUUUCACACACUCACUUUACUUAGGGCCGUAACUUUUAAAUGGCGUGCAAUUCACCCCAAUAAUGUCAAAAUAAUUAUUUUAUCAUACGUGUGCCAAGCGAGCAUAAUGUUAUUAUUACUAUUCUGCGACACAUCACUUGUGCGAAACAAUCUUGUACAUAACCAUCGACUGAGUAAGCAGUUUAUAAACUCUGAAGUUGACAAUGGUCACGAGGAUGAACGAUGAUAAUAUCGGAGCCUACGCUCCCCAGUGUUUGCCUAUUUGCGUAUCGAUUUAACAAUGUCAUAUGUACCUGUGCUAUCGCGGAACAGGGCCGAUAAAAGCUAACGAUUAAAUGAUUUUUUAAAGUCUUUUUGAAGACAAGCUCCUAAAGGGCCUUCCGUUAGAUGUAUGUGUGUAUGUGUAUGUGUAAGUGUGUGUGUGUGUGUCUGUGUCUGUGUGUGUGUGUGUUCGUCCACAGUAAUUUAAUCGCGUAUGAUUCAUUUGUUUGCUAUAUAACUAGGUAGAAAAGUUUAUCAAUUGGCUAAAAGACAGCUAAGCUGCGAGUUAUAAACAAAAUAAUACUUCAUACUAAAUAAUAUUUUAGAAACAGGGAUGCAUUUGGCAUAUAAAGGUUUUCUCUAAUGACUUUUAAUUACAUUUUGGCUGAGAAUAAAAAAUAAUUCUGUUAUAAUAUACGCAUUAUGUGUAAACGAUCAUCUAAAGCAUAUAAAGAAAUCAUUUCUGCCGCACACCCCUAAAAAAGAGAGAACUAUUUUACAGAGGCUCGCGCUAAACUGCCGCCAGCGUCAACAGAAAAUGGUGGCAGACAUUUGUUAUCUACCUUUCGAAAACACACGCUCAGCCACUUGAGAGGACAAAUGUAUGCAUCUCAUAGUUUCUUAAGAAGGAAUUUUCGACAUUCAAUA
This is a messenger RNA of Varroa destructor (honeybee mite), 4365 nucleotides long. RefSeq names its product signal transducer and activator of transcription 5A-like. Gene Ontology annotation, biological process: regulation of DNA-templated transcription; signal transduction. NCBI's taxonomy places the organism in Eukaryota, Metazoa, Arthropoda, Arachnida, Mesostigmata, Varroidae. The record is from RefSeq and is a predicted model, not a curated record. Gene Ontology annotation, molecular function: DNA-binding transcription factor activity; DNA binding.